CCUAGCUACCACUUCAACCUGCACUGGUCUCUUCACACUCUCCUCGCGACCAUCGGAGUUCAGCGGCGCUCGCACAUCAAAGAAAUCAAGUUCGUGCCACGGCGAGGAGCGUCGUCGGUGAGCGUGAUCGGUCCGGAAAUGGUGAAGAGCGCGCAGCAGCAGGUGGCGCUUGGCGGCGACGGCGGCAAUGCGGCGGCGGCGAGGCAGGGCGGCGGCAGCGGCGGGAGGCAGCAGCAGCAGCAGCAGCAGUACAAGGGCGUGCGGAUGCGGAGCUGGGGGUCGUGGGUGUCGGAGAUCCGGGCGCCCAACCAGAAGACGCGCAUAUGGCUCGGCUCCUACUCCACCGCCGAGGCCGCCGCGCGCGCCUACGACGCCGCGCUGCUCUGCCUCCGGGGCUCCGCCGCCGACCUCAACUUCCCCGUCCACCUCCCCUUCCACGUCCCCGCCGCCGCCAUGUCGCCCAAGUCCAUCCAACGCGUCGCCGCCGCCGCCGCCGCCACCGCCGGCAGCCCCCUGCAGCCUCCCCACACCAUGGCCUCCUCUGCCUCCUGGCCCGGCGCCGCCCCGCCGUGCGGCUACGGCGACAACGCGCCGUCCUUCGGCUCCCCGGAGGACCAGUCCGCCCGCCACAGCAACGCCGACGACGACGAGACCAUGGCGCACGGCGACGACGGCGUGGACUACGACGCGCUGGCGGACAUCGACGCCUUCUUCCAGUCGCCCAAGUGCAUGGACUACGCCACGAUGAUGGACCCGUGCAGCACCUUCUUCGCGCCGGCGCCCAUGGCGCCCGUCGAGUGGGAGGAGGAAGGCGAGAUCAGCCUCUGGAGCUUCUCCUCCUACAACUGAUCGAGCUCAAAUGGCAGCUCCGGCCACGGCCAUGGAGGGCAUUUCAAGCUUCGGCCGGUCAAAUCACCACUAAGCAAUUCCAUCAAUACUGACAGAUUAAUUACUCAACUACCACUACGAGUGACCAAGAAUUGGUCACGGUAAAAAUAAUCGCGGGCCAUGAUCAAUUCUUACUUCAUGGCCUCGCGAAGGAUGAUGAUUAAUUAUUAUUUCAUUCAUAUUCCGUAGCUAAAUAUAAUAUGCUAGUGCCACUGGCGUACUAGUAGUACUACGUAUCCGUACUAGGCCAAUUAUACAUUUGUGGGGGAGCUCUGAUGGAGCUACAUGUUUUAAGGCAGCUUCCAUGGAGCCAACUCCCUUCAACUAGUUUACAUGUGUACUAUGUGUAAAAGCUGUUUGUGCAAGUGUGCAAGCAAUGGGUUAUGAUGA
This is a messenger RNA of Triticum urartu, 1278 nucleotides long. RefSeq lists its product as uncharacterized. Gene Ontology annotation, biological process: regulation of DNA-templated transcription. Lineage: Eukaryota; Viridiplantae; Streptophyta; Magnoliopsida; Poales; Poaceae. Gene Ontology annotation, molecular function: DNA-binding transcription factor activity; DNA binding. The record is from RefSeq and is a predicted model, not a curated record.